This is a messenger RNA of Papaver somniferum (opium poppy), 786 nucleotides long. Its product is annotated as F-box protein At5g07610-like. The transcript has a single exon. Lineage: Eukaryota; Viridiplantae; Streptophyta; Magnoliopsida; Ranunculales; Papaveraceae. The record is from RefSeq and is a predicted model, not a curated record. Bases 1 to 786 code for a protein of 261 amino acids.
AUGAAACACCGCAGGACCCUUCCUCCACCUCCAUUCAGAGAAGCUCCUGCCAUCGGUAAAGAAAGAAGUAGAAAUAUUUGUGUGCCUCAGGUCCUAAGUGUCACUAUAGCUUUUGAUCCUGCAAAAUCAAGUUACUAUGAGGUUGUGGGUGUCUGCAGAGUAGAUAUCAGGAAAGAUGUGCUUCAUAUUGAAAUCUACUCUUCCAAGACAGACUCUUGGAGAGAUGCAGGAGAUCCCUUUCCUUUCCCAUCACCUGUUAGAUUAUGGCAGUCUGGUGUGUAUUGGAAUGGUUCAGUGCACUGGUUUGACCAGUGGACCGGAACUCUUCAUUAUUUUGAUAGUGAUUGUGAAUCAAUGAAGACAGUUGCAAUGCCAGUGCAGUCGAAUUCCGGAGGAGAUUAUAGCAAGCAUAUUGUAUACUUUGGCGAGUGCAGGGGGCAUAUGCAUCUUAUGCUGAUGGUCAAGGGCGACAUCCCCCGUUUUGACAUUUGGGAGAUGCGAAUGGACUAUUCGGGAUGGAAUGUCAAGUAUUGCGUUGAUCUUAGUCCAUUAACAACUGUAUAUCCUGGCAUUCUACUAGAAAGAGCUCAAUUCUCCGGUCGUUUUGCAUUGGAUUUACUGCUUAUUGAGGAAGGCGAAGAUUCAUCAAGGUUAAUAUCAUGGAUACCGGAGGACAAGGUGAUAUCCUUUGACCUUGAUGAUAAGAAUUUUAAUGAAAUGUAUGAUGUUAAUCCAGGUGUUUGUGUGCAGGGAUCUCAAUAUAUCGAAGCACUCUCUCAUGUUUGA